This is a messenger RNA of Planococcus citri (citrus mealybug), 1761 nucleotides long. Its product is annotated as vacuolar protein sorting-associated protein 37A-like. The record is from RefSeq and is a predicted model, not a curated record. NCBI's taxonomy places the organism in Eukaryota, Metazoa, Arthropoda, Insecta, Hemiptera, Pseudococcidae. Gene Ontology annotation, cellular component: ESCRT I complex. Gene Ontology annotation, biological process: protein targeting to vacuole; protein targeting to membrane; ubiquitin-dependent protein catabolic process via the multivesicular body sorting pathway. The transcript is spliced from 8 exons. The coding region runs from base 259 to 1254 and encodes 331 amino acids.
AAAUAAAAUGAAACAACUGAUAAAAUAAAUUCGUAGUUCGUAAUAAAAGUUUGUCCAACUCCAAACUUUUUGAAACUUUUGUUAAUUACUCCGUCGACGAAAACAAUGUGUAAAUAGUUGCGUAAUUUAAUUAGUUUUAAAUGAAUUUAUAUGUGUUAUCAUUUAACAUAGUUGUUGGUUGGUUUUGUGAGAAAUUCGUUGUUGAUGUUUUUAUAAAACACGUACGAAGGAAAGCAAGUUGCGAUAAAGUUGCCUUCGAUGAUUCCAAGCCCACCAUUACUUUCAAUGAUUCCAAGUGCAUCAUUUUGCACCCGUGUAACAGACUAUAACGAUGAUCGGAUCAGACAAAUUAAUACGUUGAAAGUAUUCAACGACAAUGUUUCAGAAAUCACUCCGAAUUCCGAGUACUCCAUCGAAUUUGUAGCUGGUGAAAAUAAACUCGCCAUGUUGAUUAUUCUUGGCCCUGAUUUUCCGUCGGAAAAGCCCUUACUGAAAAUUACCCCGUCUAUAUCGCAUCAAUGGGUUAACGAAAACAGCGAAAUUGUCGGCGCACCUGGAUAUUUAAAUUUUUGUAUAUAUUCGGAUCUCGGCAGAGUGGUACAAGUUAUUAUUCGUGAGCUGCAACGUAAUCCUCCUCCAUUGAAACAAAAAGAAUCACCUAUUACGGCUUCGUGUAGAUUUAAAAAUUUAGAUGUCCUCGAAGCUAGUCCUUGUAGCGAAGAAUUUGAACAAAGUUUUGAAGUUAUGAGCAGCGUGGUUGGAAGAUUGCAUAAAAUGUCCGUAGAAGAACUAAAAAAAUUAAACGAAGACGAAGAAGAUUUGGAAAAAUUCGUCAGUAAUUUACCACACGUCCAGUCACUCAAACAAACUGUUAUAGAUUUAAUUAACGGAACAGAAGAAUUAGAAAAAAAAAAUGUCGAAUUGGAACAAAAAAUCGAAGAAUUGAAAACCGAAAACGAUAACAAAAAGCCUAUAUUCGAAGAACAUAGAGAUAAAUGCAAAGAACUGUAUGAUAAAUAUAUGAAAUUAGCUGAAAUCAGAGCUCCGGUCAAUGUGAAAAAACGAUUAAAACAAGCUGCAACUACGUUAGAUACCGAAAGUGAAACUGUUGCUGAUAAAUUUCUCGAAGGAGAACUACCCCUGGAUCAAUUUUUGUCGAAAUAUAAACAACUCAGAAUACAACUGCACGCUAUCAAAAAGAAAGAAGAAAGAAUCGAUAAACGGAUCCAAAUGGAUAAAAACACUACAUCGUGAACCGGGGAAAUUCGUCCUUCAUUGUGAUGUGAUAAUUUAAAAGUAUUUUUUACUUUUUUUUUCUCUUUUCUAAAAUAUAAAAAAAAUGCUUAUAAAUGUUGUUACUGUUUCAUCCUCGCUCUGUUGUUAUAGUUACAGUAUUACCGAAUACUCGAUCUUGGAAAUAGAGCUUUUUACUUUACGUAUAUAAUCACGCAUUCGGAUUUGUUAUGCCGAUAUGUGUUGGUUACCUCGUUACAUUAUGUGUAUGUAACAAUAUUACGUAUAUAUUUUUUUAAAUCGUUAUUUUGUCGCUGAUAUGAUUUUUAUUUUGGAAGCUCUCGAAUUACGUUGAAAUAAUUGUAUAUAUUAUGUUUUUCUUUACUUGUGUCUCUGUAUGUCGAUGUGUCGUAGAUUUAUCUUUUUAUAACACGCGAUGUUUUAUUAAGUUGUAAUUAAUUUUUAUUUCUCGGUAGGCGUAAUUAUGGAACAGAGUGUGGUUAUAUUAAAAUGCUUUUAUACGGCCAA